GAAUGUUUGUAUACCUUAUGGAUUUCUUCCUUGUAAUAUGAUCUAAUACAUUCAUCUAAACAAAGGAACGCUGGUGUAAACAACUUUAAAACAGAACAAAAAGACAUCAAAAUCUUCCUCAUUUCUACUGUUCAAAAGGAAAUUUCAACAAGAGCGUUCGUCAUGGAUUAUUCACUUAGUUUAAUGAGCUAUAUUUUAAUAAUUCACUUAAAAGGAAUAGUAUCAACCACAACAACAAGGGAAUGGGCAACAGAUAUUACAGCUGUGCCUGCUACAAUGACUAACUCAACGACUUACUCAACUGCAAAUUCUACCUCUUAUUCAACUGCUAAUACAACCUCGUAUUCAACUGCUGAUUCAACGGCUUAUUCAACUGCUAAUUCAACCUCGUAUUCAAUUGCUGAUUCAACGGCUUAUUCAACUGCUAAUUCAACGACAUAUUCGACAUCUACUUCAACGGAAUAUCCAAAUGCAACAACACCUGAAGAUCCUGAUUACACUAUAGUAUAUAUUGCAAUGCCAGCAUCAAUCUUAGCCGUGGUAGAACUAGUGAUUUUAAUAUUUCUAAUAAUCAGAUGUUAUCGGGCGAUUGGUGCAAACAACGACCAUGUUAAACUGCAGGAGCAUGAUAACGACGACGGUUUGGAAAACCAAUUAUUUGCAGUUGUUAACAGAGCCUACACUGGCUUCGUUCCUAGAGAGUGGAAUUCUUCUGACGAUAAAACACACAGGCCAAUAUCACAAAAAAGAAGAAGUAAUGAUGCUGCCACAACUGAAACUAAGAUACUUCAACGACGAGAUCCAGGUUAUAUAGAUAUUGACAUAAAAAUUGAUAUGUCAACAGACGAAGAUGAGGUUUCUCAACACAUAAAAGGUAAUGAAAAGGGAUUCGUUAAUAAAGCGUAUUCGGAUGUUGAAGGAAAAUCACGUUUUUUGCCUUCGGCUGACCGCUCUACGUGCAGUGAUAUUCAGCAUACGUAUGACAAAAGUGCAUACAACAAAGACACAAAGCACGGCAGCGCUACUCAAGUAAUAACGAACAACACUGAUACCGAUGGUGACACAGAAUACGACCAUGCAGUAAAUAGAAAUAGGAGAAGUUAUCAAACGUUUGAAAGCAACAGAACGUAUUCUCGGUUAGGUAGCGUUGUGCCAAGACAUAAUCCGUUUUUACGACUCAUGGAAGAGACAACCAGUAUUACUGAUAAACAGUAUGAAGGUAAUAGAGUACCGGAAACUGGAAAAGCUCCGGAAGAGACUUCGAAUGGAAGUAGUAAAGAAGAAACUGCAAGCAGAGAUCUAAAGUUAGCAGAAAACCAGAGUCCCACGAGAGAUGUAAACCGAAGUCGACAAUAUAACUACAGCAAAGUAAACAAAAUAAGAAAAAGUGAGAAAGACUUACCAAAACCGAGCAAAGAACACGCUGGCAAGAGUAAAGAAGAAACAGAUACAAAACCAAUAAGCAUACAUUCGGAGGAGUGUUGUGAACACAAGUCUCAAAAUAGUGAAAGUUUUGAUUGCAGAAGUGGCUCCAAACACAGCAAUGUAAAGAAAGGAAGUAAAUGUGCAAGCAAAGAACUUAAGUCGGACAUUGACCAAUCAGACAAUCCGGCCGUACAAAAAGAGGUUGAAAGUACGUCUGGUAGAAGGAAACCGGAUAGAAAAUAUGAACAUUCACAAGUAAUAAAGAAAACAGGAAAUACAGAAAAUGUUGCCACGGUGGACAAAAAAGGAUCUGGUCAUGAUCCCAAAAACAAAAUGUCUUUUAUUGUCUCCGAAGAAGACGGCUUUGACGAUCUAAAAAAGAACAAAAAGCAUGAAUAUAUUAAUAUCAAAAAACAAAAUACUACUUAAAUUUGCAACCUUACUAGUUGUACUUCUGUAUUAAAUCAUUUGUACGACAUACUUAUCAUUUUUUUGAGAAAAUGACGGAAUUACUCAUCCAUCAAUAGUUUGAUAAUAACGUAUGCGCAUUAUUGCUUUGCCUUAUGCCUUAUGCCUAAUACACUAAUAUUCGCAACAUAGAAAGUUUAAGUGUAUCCUUCUAUGCACCUUAAAGGCCUAACAAUCUUUUUUUAGAAUACAUGCUUCGAAACACAUUAAACAUAUUUAACUUUUCA
This is a messenger RNA of Mercenaria mercenaria, 2120 nucleotides long. RefSeq lists its product as uncharacterized. The record is from RefSeq and is a predicted model, not a curated record. The coding region runs from base 163 to 1854 and encodes 563 amino acids. The transcript is spliced from 4 exons. NCBI's taxonomy places the organism in Eukaryota, Metazoa, Mollusca, Bivalvia, Venerida, Veneridae.